This is a messenger RNA of Olea europaea var. sylvestris, 636 nucleotides long. RefSeq names its product 50S ribosomal protein L31, chloroplastic-like. Gene Ontology annotation, biological process: translation. Gene Ontology annotation, cellular component: ribosome. Gene Ontology annotation, molecular function: structural constituent of ribosome. The transcript has 2 exons. The record is from RefSeq and is a predicted model, not a curated record. NCBI's taxonomy places the organism in Eukaryota, Viridiplantae, Streptophyta, Magnoliopsida, Lamiales, Oleaceae. Bases 76 to 477 code for a protein of 133 amino acids.
CUAAUAUUUCAUCCUCAAGCCCCCACCAUAGACCAUACAUUCUUAUCCUCGAUUUCCACUCAUUCUUGCGAAAAAAUGGCGCUCGCUCUAUCCAGCCCAUUCGUAAGCAAAAAUCUCUUUCCUCCAACGCUUUCUCUCACUAACAAGGUGAAGGGAGUGGUGGGCAGCAAUCGAAUGCGGUGGAGUUGCAGGAAGAAGGACAUACACCCGGAAUUCUUUGAGGGCUCGAAAGUAUAUUGCAAUGGUGAACUGGUGAUGACAACUGGUGGAACCAAGAAAGAGUAUGUGGUGGAUGUGUGGUCUGGGAACCACCCUUUUUACUUGGGAAGUAGGUCACAGCUUCUUGUCGAUGCCGACCAGGUUGAAAAAUUCCGCAAGAAAUUCGGUGGGUUGUCGCAGAUUAUGGAAAUCCCUGUGCUUAAAGGAGAGAUUGUUCUUCCUCCCAAGAGGAAAUCUGCCAAGGGGAAAAAGAAGUAGUUGGGAUUUGUUUGUUUUUAGGGUAUCUUACUGAAGUAUUUUAGUUGGUUUUGUGCAUUAAUUUAAUGUAUGGUGAAUUAAUAAAUUGGAUUAUUUCACUGUAAUGAAAGGUGGAGGUUUGGUUUUACAGUUAUUUGACUGUUCCUGAUUUCUUGAAUU